Molecule: messenger RNA, 1166 nt
Organism: Coffea eugenioides
Lineage: Eukaryota; Viridiplantae; Streptophyta; Magnoliopsida; Gentianales; Rubiaceae
Product: GDSL esterase/lipase EXL3-like
Exons: 5
Coding region: 1-1134 (377 amino acids)
Cellular component (GO): extracellular region
Molecular function (GO): hydrolase activity, acting on ester bonds
Source: RefSeq, a predicted model, not a curated record
AUGGGUUUUCUCCUCAUGAAACGGUCUCCUCAUCCGUUGUCUUCCAAUUUCACUCGGUCACGUUUGCUAUCAGUGGCUUUGUUCUACUACUGCUGUCUGUUCCUGUUAAUGUUUUCCAACUCAGGUGAGGCUCGGGUGAAGCUACCGAAAAAUGCAACAGUAACAGCUGUUUUCGCUUUUGGAGACUCCAUAGUUGAUCAGGGUAACAACAACAAUCUUUCCUCACUGGUAAAGUGCAACUUUCAUCCUUAUGGAAAGGACUUUGCUGGCGGUGUUCCAACGGGAAGGUUUAGCAAUGCUAAGACACCUCCGGACAUAAUUGCUGAAGAACUAGGAGUUAAAGAUAUCGUGCCAGCUUAUCUUGACCCGCACUUGCAACCCAAUGAUCUCCAAACUGGUGUAAGUUUUGCUUCAGGAGGCUCCGGAUAUGAUCCCCAGACUCCUCAAUUAGUGUCGGUGAUAUCGCUACAGCAGCAAUUAGAAUACUUCAAGGAAUACAUUGGCAAGCUCAAACGUCUCGUCGGAGGAGAAAAAGCCAGCUACAUUCUAGCAAACGCCAUGUUCUUGAUAGUAGCAGGCAGUGAUGACAUUGCCAACACGUACUUCACCUUUGGGGUUCGGAAAGCACAGUACGAUGUUAAUUCUUACGCUGAUCUUAUGGUAUCCUCAGCUUCCAGUUUUAUACAGGAUUUGCAUAAACUUGGCGCAAGCAAAAUUGCUGUUUUUAGUGUCCCACCGAUAGGAUGUGUGCCAUCUCAGAGAACCCUAGCGGGAGGUUCUUUAAGAGUUUGUGCUCCCAGCCAAAACCAAGCAGCCCAAUUGGUCAAUGGGAAGCUUUCAGCUGAGAUUAGUUCUCUCAGCAGAAAUUAUCCUCAGGGAAAGAUUGUUUACAUUGAAGUUUUUCAACCUCUACUUGAUAUCAUCCAGAAUCCAGGAAAUUAUGGUUUUGAAGUUGUGGAUUAUGGGUGCUGCGGUACGGGGCAAGUAGAGGUAGCGAUUUUAUGCAACGAAUACACCAAGACGUGUGAAGAUGACUCUAAGUAUCUGUUUUGGGAUAGUUACCAUCCCACAGAGCAAGGAUACAGGAUGCUGGUCAAACAGAUUCUCGAAAAUUAUCUUAAUGACUUCUUCUAAAUCCGUUCAAGUUCAAGAUUUUUCCCUAAUAU